AUGGUGUCUACCAACCUGGGUGGAGGCGCUGGCGGUGAUGGCGGCGGCGAGGUAGAUGAGAUCGCCUCGCGCGGCGCGGUCGCGGCCAGGAAAAGGAGGGAGAGGAGUAUGGUCAGGUCAGGAGGUUCCUCCAUCUCUCUCCCGUUCAUCUAUCUUCCAGACGUCGAUCCAAUUCCCGCCGCCAUCUGCUCCCGCCCGCCUGCUCCCCGCACGCGGCCGUCCAGAAGGCCUGCGCGCCCGGUCGGCGCCGGCGCUCCUCGCCGCGGGAGAUGUCGCUGCUCCCACCGCGGCCGGUCCGCAGGCUCGCGCAGCCCUCCGCUUCGUCCCCGCCGCAGCCGGUCGUCCUCGUCCCCGACCUCCAUCCCGCUGCGCGCCUCCUCGCUACUGGCGGGCCGAGCGGCGGCCGCCCAGGCGCUGCCCUUCAUCGCAGCUCCCCACUGUGAGGCCGGCCUACCUCUGCCCUACGGUUUUGGGCCAGCAGCGGCGGACCGUCCCCGUCAGGCACCGCCAGUUCCGCCCGGGUGGCCAUCCCCGCGCAGGCGGCACCCAUCCCUACCGAGGCGCCGCGUGUCCUCGGUCGUGGCCGCGCAGGCGCCGGCGCGUCUCCUCCUCCUGCAUCCCCCGCCGCCGUCCCCGUCCCCAGCCGUGGCCGUGCUGGCCUAG
Panicum hallii is the source of this 663-nucleotide messenger RNA. RefSeq names its product vegetative cell wall protein gp1-like. The record is from RefSeq and is a predicted model, not a curated record. Bases 1 to 663 code for a protein of 220 amino acids. Lineage: Eukaryota; Viridiplantae; Streptophyta; Magnoliopsida; Poales; Poaceae. The transcript has 2 exons.